AACACUGAGAUGAGGUAGUAAUUCUAGACAAUACCUCGUUAUAAAUAAAACUUUUCAUUUUUAUGUUUCAGUUAUUGUUUGAUUUACUUACACUUUAAUAUUCUAUUCAAAGAUUAUGUGGACUUAUUGAUGUGGUAAUUUAACUAUAAAUUCAAGAGUAUUUUGCUCAAGAUAUAAGAAAUAGGAGCUUUAUAUUAAAAAAAAUAAAAUGAGAUACCGAUUAAAGUAUCGAGGUAUCAAAGAAUUCCUGUAUCACAGGAUUCCCAUAACGAUUUGGCUUCCUCAAUAUUCGUGGAUUAAAUUUCUGCAAGAUACUCUUGCAGGAAUAACAGUUGGUCUUACUGUUGUACCGCAAGGAAUCGCCUACGCUGUUGUUGCUGGAUUACCACCACAUCAUGGAUUAUAUAGUAGCUUUAUGGGAUGUUUUGUAUACUUAAUUUUUGGUAGUACAAGUUAUGUAACAGUAGGUCCAACAGCAAUAAUGGGUUUGCUCACACGGAUUUUUGUUUUAAAGUAUGGUGAUGAUUUUGCAGUAUUACUAACAUUUUUUACCGGAUGCUUGAUAACUACGAUGGGUCUAUUACACCUUGGUUUUUUAGUGAAUUUUAUAAGUAUGCCUGUAAUUUGCGGCUUUACCAAUGCUGCGGCUAUUAUAAUAGGAACAUCUCAGAUUAACGACUUGUUAGGCAUAAGUGGACAUAAUGAAUCCUUUAUUAAGACUAUCAAGACAUUUGUUAAAAAUUUUAAUGAAAUUCGACUUUAUGAUGCUUUGUUGGGAACUUUCUCGAUUAUAAUUCUUAUAGUUUUAAAAAAUUUUCCAGGAAAUAGACUUGGUAAUUGUUUACAAAAAUGUAUGUGGCUUCUAUGCUUAGCGCAAAAUGCAAUCGUUGUAAUAAUCGGUAUGUUUCUGACGUACUGCCUUUCAUUAUACGGAUUUAAGCCGUUUAAAUUUAUAGGGAUGGUAAAAGAAGGUUUGCCUAUACUUGCAUUACCACCAAUUUUUACCAGAUAUUACAAUGAUACAUAUAAUUUGCUAGAUAUAAUCAAUAUACUCGGAAGUAGUAUUAUAUCUGCACCGUUGAUUGCUUUUCUUGAAAGCAUUGUCAUUGCUAAAGCAUUUGCAAAAGGUAAAACAGUUGAUGCAAAUCAAGAGAUGAUAGCUGUUGGUCUAUGCAAUUUGUUUAGUAGUUUUGUACGCUCCAUGCCUAUUGCAGGAAGUUUUACUCGUUCAGCCAUAAACAAUAUAUCAGGUGUUCAAACUCCAAUGGGUGGGCUUAUAACUGGAUGUUUUGUACUUUUUGUAUGCAGUUUUCUAACUAAAGCCUUUAAUUUUAUUCCUAAAGCUACUUUAGCUUCUGUUAUAAUUGUUGCAAUGUACUAUAUGCUUGAAAUAAGGAUUCUUCGAUUACUUUGGCAAAAUAAGAAAUUUGAUCUAUUAGUGCUAUUAGCGACUUUACUAAGCUGCUUGUCAUUUGGUUUAGAAAUCGGCAUGAUCAUUGGUAUUAUAACAAAUAUACUGAUGAUUUUAUAUGAUACAGCGCGACCUGCGCUCAUAAUUGAAGAGCGUAGUGUGGAUGAUAAAAUGAUUCUUUUUGUUUCACCACAGCAAUCUCUUACUUUUCCUUCAGCCGAGUACAUAAAACAACGUGUUAUGACCUGGUCAGAUUUGAAAAAGGAUAUAAACAUAAUAAUUAUUGAUGGAAGAAAUGUUAACAAUAUUGAUUCUACAGUUGCUAAGAGUUUCUCGUCUUUAUUUACAGAUUUAAAAUUACGCAAACAAAAGCUCAUAUUUUGGAAUUGGCAUGAGAAUAUAUGUAAAAUACUAACAGCUUUUAAUAUAAUAGAAGAAAGUCAUUUUAAAACAUCCAGUAAU
This is a messenger RNA of Ceratosolen solmsi marchali, 1873 nucleotides long. RefSeq names its product sodium-independent sulfate anion transporter. The record is from RefSeq and is a predicted model, not a curated record. NCBI's taxonomy places the organism in Eukaryota, Metazoa, Arthropoda, Insecta, Hymenoptera, Agaonidae. Gene Ontology annotation, cellular component: membrane. The transcript has 8 exons. Gene Ontology annotation, biological process: transmembrane transport. The annotation marks the transcript as partial.